AUGGCUGCCCAAGACCUUCUCUUUUUUCUUUCUCUAUCCUUAAACUUCUCUCACCAUAUAUGUAUCGUCACGUUUUCCGCUCUUGUCCACUUGCAGUCUUUCUUUCUUUCUUUCUUUCUUUCUUUCUUUCUUUCUUUCUUUCUUUCUUUCUUUCUUUCAUCGAUUCUUCCACUCUUCUACUCUUUUCUAUUUCUUUUUUUUAGUCUCACUCUUUCGCCUAAGUACUUCCCUUCAUUUACUCUUUUCUUUUCGUCUUCUCUUUCCUUAAAACUCCUCCCUCAACAACUUUGUUUCUUCUUUUCCACAAUCUUUCUCCGCCCACUCACUCUUUCUCUCUAUACGUCUCUCUCUAUAUAUUACUCUUCCCACCUGUUCUUCUCCACAUCGAUCCCCUUUACGUGUUUCUGCCUUUCUUUUUCAUCCCCGCUUCUUUUCGAGGUUAUUCUUUCUGUUUCUUAUACCCCUGCCCGCCGACUUCUACCAACCAUUCCACAUGGAUCUUGGCAAAUGGCCGAAACUUGCGAAAGCGUUCGUACAUCACCACCAAUAACCCGUGAUCCUCUUUCCAUUAAGCUUCAAGGUGCAAAUUUGAACAAAACAACCGCGUCCCUCUCCGUCCCGCCAAAUAAUUGCUGGUUUCCGCUCUUCCUGUCUAAUUUCCAUUUGUCGUUUCCCGAAUCACGGAGCACGUAUUGUUCUGCGUCAACCCAAUUGUCUCUUCGCACGCUUCGUUGCUGCUCCCUUAUAAGACUUGCUACCUUCGACAUUUCUUCUCAGAGUGAGAAGUUAGAUCUGUAA
Molecule: messenger RNA, 798 nt
Organism: Acanthosepion pharaonis
Lineage: Eukaryota; Metazoa; Mollusca; Cephalopoda; Sepiida; Sepiidae
Source: the annotation of a GenBank genome assembly